CCCCGUUCCACAACUCAGCAGCCACCACAUCUUUUCAGGACGCUCUAUACUUUAACAACAAGCAGUAUCCCUUCGUUUCUGUAGUCGCUCCCCAAGCUCAGUCGGUCACACUUCAAAAUGCCUUCCAUCAACUCCACGCCCGUCCCAGUGGACUUUACUAAAUACUUCAGCAAGGAAACUACGGGGAGGAAAAGGUCGCAAUUGAAGGAGCUUCGACCGUAUUUCGAGAUCCCUGGUAUGAUCAGCUUUGGAGUUGGCAUUCCCCAUCCCUCGACAUGGCCAGUCAACGGCAUGACGCUUUCGGUGCCAUUCGCAGGCAAAUCAGUCUUUGUCCCGGGCUACAACAGCCGGUCACCUGAAGACAUGCUUCCUCUCGCGCUUUAUCAAGAGCCUUCGAAAAAUGAACCCCUUCGACCUGACCUUACCGAGGAGCUCCAAUACAGCGCAACUUACGGUACCAAGCACCUCCUCAGCUGGAUUAAGGAGCACAUCGAGCGAGUCCAUGCGCCUCCUUAUGAGGACUGGAUUAACCUCCUUACUGCGGGAAACACUGAUGGAGUCGAUGCGGUGAUGCGAGCUUGUUUCGACCGGGGCGAUUACAUGCUGGUUGAAGAAUUCGCAUACCCUGGAUUACUUAGCCCUGCAGCGACUUUGGGCAUCAAGUGCUUGGGUGUGCCGCUCGAUUCGGAAGGUAUUGAUCCAAGCGCUCUGGACGAGAUCCUUACAAACUGGGACGAAACAGAAAGAGGAGGCCCUAGGCCAAAGAUGCUUGUUAUGGUACCCACAUGCUCAAAUCCCGCUGGUGUGACGGUACCUGCUCACCGGAAACAAGAGAUCUACGCGAUUUGUCGAAAAUGGGAUCUGCUCAUCUGCGAGGACGAUCCAUACUGCUUCUUGCAAAUCAGACCGAAUGGCGCUGAUAGCCCUAUCGUUCCCAGCUUCUUGUCGCUUGAUACCGACGGUCGAGUCAUCCGGGUUGACAGCUUUUCUAAGAUCGUAGCGCCAGGUAGUCGGCUAGGCUUCGUUACGGGUCACAAGGUCCUUGUGGAAAAGAUUAUGAAUACGCGAGAAAGCUCAACUCAAUGCCCAUCUGGUUUCUCUAUCGCUGCUAUCGCUGCUAUCCUUCGAGCUUGGGGCGGUCACGAGGGUUUCGAGCGAAAAUACAUUCCUCACAUCUCAGACAUUUACUCCAAAAGGUGCCUGUCCAUUAUUGACCUCCUCAAAAAGCACGUUCCCUCCAAUACCAUCGAAAUCCCCAAGCCCGCCGGAGGCAUGUUCCUCUGGGUCCGUCUCAGGAUCGAGUCCCACCCAUCUUUUCCUUCUGAAGACCCCGAAACGAUCUCCAAACAAGUUUUCCAAGCGAUGAUCGAUGAGAAAGUCUUGAUGGCUCCCUCCGAGUUCUUUAAAGCGCCCUCGACGUCGGUUUGGACGCCGGAGCAAGAGGCAAAGAGGAUCUUUGUCAGGAUUAGCUUUUCCUUGCCUCCGCAGGAUGAGAUGGAGGAAGGUGCGAAAAGGAUGGGAAGGGCUUUGGCGAGGGAGUGGGGUCUGGAGCAAGCUUGAUAAUAAAUCAGUUUUCCUUAUAUUUCAUGGAUGGUUGUUCGCACUUAUUCUGUCGCCACGGAGCAUUUAUCCGGUCAUUCUAUCCGUGUAAUUAUACGUAGCUACUUGACAAGCAACUUGCAAUUCUAUUUUGGAGGCCCGGCAGGUGGUAAUAUUGGACUGCCCUAUCAUCUAAUGGACAUUACAAUGUGGAUGACCAUUCACGAUCCAUUUCGUCGCCCAUAGGACACAGUAUAUGCGAGUGGGAAUUUGAAAGCGGCUGAAGAGCAAUAGGCGAUCAACGACAUUGAUAGGAGGUAAAUCCUGCUUCAAUCGAUCGCCUUGCGCAAGCAGCACGUCAGCACCACUAUCAAAAUACCCCUCAAAGCUCCCACUUGUAUGUGGAGUCACGAUAACACUAGGGUGUGUGAAGAGCGGGUGCCCAGAGGGAAGAGGCUCCGGAUCGGUCACAUCGAGUACAGCGCCGAAAAGGCCUCCUUCUGCGUCCAAUGCAGCGAGGAUAUCCUCUAUUAGGUGAUACAAUGCCAUUAGCGUUGAUUUUCUUCGGGAUGAAUAAAUCUUUACCCGAACGUAUCAAAUCCCC
Molecule: messenger RNA, 2143 nt
Organism: Cryptococcus deneoformans JEC21
Lineage: Eukaryota; Fungi; Basidiomycota; Tremellomycetes; Tremellales; Cryptococcaceae
Exons: 9
Coding region: 118-1560 (480 amino acids)
Biological process (GO): L-tyrosine biosynthetic process; aromatic amino acid catabolic process
Molecular function (GO): aromatic-amino-acid:2-oxoglutarate transaminase activity; L-2-aminoadipate:2-oxoglutarate transaminase activity; pyridoxal phosphate binding
Source: RefSeq, a predicted model, not a curated record